This is a messenger RNA of Entrophospora sp. SA101, 495 nucleotides long. Lineage: Eukaryota; Fungi; Glomeromycota; Glomeromycetes; Entrophosporales; Entrophosporaceae. The record is from the annotation of a GenBank genome assembly.
AUGCCUCGACCAAAGAAAAACAACAGCACUCAAGAACAAUCAGGCUUUAACAAUAAUGAAAAAUAUGCAAAGUUUAACACUAGUUGGUUUAAUGAAGCGAUGACCAGGGAACACAAUAAAUAUUGCACAAGUGCACUCAAAAUAUUAAAACGUCACCCGUCUGCUGCACCUUUCCUAGAACCUGUAGAUCCGAUUAAACUUAAUAUUCCUGAUUAUCCUGAUAUUGUAAAAACGCCAAUGGACUUUAGUACAGUUGAAAAAAAACUUAACGGUUAUGAUUACAAAUGUGUCCAUGAUUUUAUAAAUGACGUUCGGCUCAUAUUCUCAAAUUGUAUCGAUUAUAAUGGUGAACGACAUCCGUUUUCAAAAUUCAUUAAAGAUUUAGAAGAAAUAUUCACCGCACAACUUUCUAAAAUGCCUGGUGCUAAAAUUACCACUGUUGAUAAGCCUGCUCCAGUAAUUAAAGAAGAGGUAAAUUUAAUAAUUUACGUAUAA